CCACCCAGCAUGGGAGUAUUCCAGCAACGCACUGUCAUCUACAGGCAGGAAAUGUCUCCUUUGCACUGAGAGCUGGAGGGACGCUCUGCUGCUGAGAGCUCAGCCAGGAAAUGUCGGGGUGCACUCCGAGUCUGCUGACCACACAUGUCCUGAACAUCGCACAGGGGACCCCAGCUAAAGGCCUGACAAUAACCUUGUCCAAGUUCAAUGCCAGAGAAGCAAAAUGGGAACAAGUCAGCAGAAGUGUCACUGACCAGGACGGCCGCUGUCCAGGACUUCAACGUGGAGAACCUCUUACAGCCGGGACCUUCCAGCUGCGCUUUGAUACUGGAGAAUACUGGAAGCAGCUAAAACUAGAGGCCUUCCAUCCCUAUGCAGAGGUUGUUUUCAUCAUUAAUGACCCAAAAGAGAAAUAUCACGUGCCUCUCCUGAUUACCCCACAUGCCUAUUCCACCUACAGAGGGAGCUAGAGAACGGAAGGUCUUGGGGCGCGCUGCCACAUAUUCUUUUCAUCAUCCAGUCAUUUAACUGAGAACACUACAAAAAUGGCAGAGCUUUCUGAUUUUGUUUCCAAAUAAAUGUAUAUUAAAUGAAA
This is a messenger RNA of Rana temporaria (common frog), 595 nucleotides long. Its product is annotated as 5-hydroxyisourate hydrolase-like. Gene Ontology annotation, biological process: purine nucleobase metabolic process. NCBI's taxonomy places the organism in Eukaryota, Metazoa, Chordata, Amphibia, Anura, Ranidae. The coding region runs from base 111 to 470 and encodes 119 amino acids. The record is from RefSeq and is a predicted model, not a curated record. The transcript has 4 exons. Gene Ontology annotation, molecular function: hydroxyisourate hydrolase activity.